Staurois parvus is the source of this 292-nucleotide messenger RNA. The record is from the annotation of a GenBank genome assembly. NCBI's taxonomy places the organism in Eukaryota, Metazoa, Chordata, Amphibia, Anura, Ranidae.
GCACAGGUGGGUGCACUGCUGGGCACAGGUGGGUGCACUGCUGGGCACAGGUGGGCGGAGCUAGUGGGCGCACUGCUGGGCACAGGUGGGCGGAGGAGCUUGCGGGUGGCACUGCUGGGCACCGAUCAUCAGGGCACUGAUCAUCAGUGCCCUGAAUCUGAGAGCGUGAGGAAAGUGCAGCCGAGAACCGGCACUUGCAUUUUCCUCUGAUCAGCGUGUCAUUGGACACCGCUGAUCACGUGGUAAAAGGCCGCUGUGAUUGGCCUUUUACCACAUCACGUGAUCAGCUGUG